Messenger RNA from Puma concolor (puma), 1187 nucleotides. RefSeq names its product SERTA domain containing 1 (gene SERTAD1). Gene Ontology annotation, cellular component: nucleus. Gene Ontology annotation, molecular function: transcription regulator activity. NCBI's taxonomy places the organism in Eukaryota, Metazoa, Chordata, Mammalia, Carnivora, Felidae. The record is from RefSeq and is a predicted model, not a curated record.
GAGUCAGAACUGCGUCUCACGACCUAGACGCCGGUUGCUGAAGGAAAGCGAGCGAGCGAUGCUGCCGUCGCCGCUUCCUGAUUGGCUGUGCGUUGAUCCCUCUUCGUUCUGAUUGGCAGCGGGUGAGCUAGAUGAUGCUGAGCAAAGGUCUGAAGCGCAAGCGGGAGGAGGAGGAGGAGGAGGAGCCGGAGAAGGAAGCCUUGGCAGUCGACACCUGGUGGCUGGAUCCCAGGCUCCCAGCAGUGGCACAGGCACCCCCGGCUGUGCCCUCCAAUUCCCUCUUAGACCUCUCGGUGCUCAAGCUCCACCACAGCCUGCGGCAGAGUGAGCCGGACCUGCGGCACCUGGUGCUGCUAGUGAACACCCUGCGGCGCAUCCAGGCAUCCAUGGAGCCCGAAGCUACCCUGCCCUCCGUGCCCAGCCCGCCUGAGGCCCCUGGCGUGGCGGCUGACAGCCUGCUGGCCAGCUCAGACGCUGCCCUCUCAGCCUCCAUGGCCAGCCUUCUGGAGGACCUCAGCCAUAUCGAGGGCCUGAGCCAGGCCCCCCAGCCCUUGGUGGACGAAGGGCCGCCGGGCCGCCCCAGUGGCGGGGCCCCACCCGGCCUGGGUGCCUUGGACCUGCUGGGCCCAGCCACUGGCUGUCUGCUGGACGAUGAGCUCAAGGGCCUGUUUGAGGACAUCGACACCUCUAUGUAUGACAGCGAACUUUGGGCACCAGCGUCUGAGGGCCUCAAACCCGGCCCUGAGGAUGGGCCUGGCAAGGAGGAAGGUCUGGAGCUGGAUGAGGCCCAGCUAGACUACCUCCUGGACGUGUUGGUGGGGACACAGGCGCUGGAGCGGCCACCGGGGCCGGGGCGCUGACCCCCACAGCGGAGAUGGUGGUUUGGUGUCCAAACUGAGCCUGGUUGCUAGACUAACUGUCCUUGGAAAGACACAGCUAACUUCCCUAGAACGGAGAGAGGGGCUUUGGAGAGACAGAAUCCGUUCCUGAGCAACUUCACCUCUGUCCUCUUGUCUAGGGCUAAUGAGGGGAGUCUGGGACUGGCCCUUGGGAGGGGAUGACAGGGCCCGGUGGCUGGAAUGUGAUUUGGACCAGGCCCUGUGCUGGACUGAAUCGGCGGAGGUCAUUCCCGGGGAUACUUUUUCUGUGAUGUGGGACGAGACUGCACCAUUUUCUGGAAAUUAAAA